Mauremys mutica (yellowpond turtle) is the source of this 5752-nucleotide messenger RNA. It is a transcript of the gene KCNMA1, whose product is annotated as potassium calcium-activated channel subfamily M alpha 1. Bases 20 to 3670 code for a protein of 1216 amino acids. NCBI's taxonomy places the organism in Eukaryota, Metazoa, Chordata, Testudines, Geoemydidae. Gene Ontology annotation, cellular component: postsynaptic membrane. Gene Ontology annotation, molecular function: large conductance calcium-activated potassium channel activity. The transcript is spliced from 28 exons. Gene Ontology annotation, biological process: transmembrane transport; potassium ion transport. The record is from RefSeq and is a predicted model, not a curated record.
ACCCUGCUGGUUGUUAGCUAUGGCAAAUGGCAGCGGCGUCGGCAGCAGCAGCAGCGCCUCGGGAGGCAGCGGCGGCAUUAGAAUGAGUAACAGCAUCAGCGCCAGCAAUCUCAACACGGACUCGUCCUCGUCCCCGGUCAGCUUGCCCAAGAUGGAUGCGCUCAUCAUCCCGGUGACCAUGGAGGUGCCCUGCGAUAGCCGCGGACAGCGCAUGUGGUGGGCUUUCCUCGCCUCGUCCAUGGUCACGUUCUUUGGCGGGCUCUUUAUCAUCCUGCUCUGGAGGACCCUCAAGUACCUGUGGACCGUCUGCUGUCACUGCGGGGUCAAAAACAAGGAGGCCCAGAAGAUUAAUGCUGGUGGGGAAACCCAGGCUGAUGGGACCUGCAAACCUACAGAUGAGAAAGAGGAGACUGUCGCAGCAGAAGUGGGCUGGAUGACUUCUGUGAAAGACUGGGCAGGAGUGAUGAUAUCUGCCCAGACUCUAACCGGCAGAGUCCUUGUUGUCUUAGUCUUUGCUCUUAGUAUUGGUGCUCUUGUAAUAUACUUCAUAGAUUCGUCAAACCCAAUAGAAUCCUGCCAGAAUUUCUACAAAGAUUUCACGUUACAGAUAGACAUGGCUUUCAACGUGUUCUUCCUACUCUACUUUGGCUUGCGUUUCAUUGCAGCCAAUGACAAGCUGUGGUUUUGGCUGGAAGUUAACUCAGUAGUAGAUUUCUUCACAGUCCCUCCAGUGUUUGUGUCAGUGUAUUUAAACAGAAGUUGGCUUGGUUUAAGAUUUUUAAGAGCCCUUAGACUGAUACAGUUUUCAGAAAUUUUGCAGUUUCUGAAUAUCCUAAAAACAAGUAAUUCCAUCAAGCUGGUGAAUCUGUGCUCUAUAUUUAUCAGCACAUGGCUGACAGCAGCUGGGUUCAUACAUUUGGUGGAGAACUCAGGGGAUCCAUGGGAAAAUUUCCAAAAUAACCAACCACUUACAUAUUGGGAAUGUGUUUAUUUACUAAUGGUUACAAUGUCCACUGUUGGCUAUGGAGAUGUUUAUGCAAAAACAACCCUUGGACGCCUUUUCAUGGUCUUCUUCAUCCUCGGGGGAUUGGCCAUGUUUGCCAGCUACGUCCCUGAAAUCAUAGAGUUAAUAGGAAACCGCAAGAAAUAUGGUGGUUCCUAUAGUGCGGUUAGUGGAAGAAAGCACAUAGUUGUCUGUGGUCACAUAACACUUGAAAGUGUGUCCAACUUCCUGAAGGACUUCCUACACAAGGACAGGGAUGAUGUGAACGUGGAAAUCGUCUUUCUGCAUAAUAUCUCCCCUAACCUUGAGCUGGAAGCUCUUUUUAAACGACACUUCACUCAGGUGGAAUUUUAUCAGGGUUCAGUUCUCAAUCCGCAUGACCUGGCAAGAGUAAAGAUAGAGUCAGCAGAUGCAUGCCUAAUCCUUGCCAAUAAAUACUGCGCUGACCCAGAUGCUGAAGAUGCCUCCAAUAUUAUGAGAGUAAUUUCCAUAAAGAAUUACCAUCCGAAGAUAAGAAUUAUCACUCAGAUGCUGCAGUAUCAUAACAAGGCCCAUCUGCUAAAUAUCCCAAGCUGGAAUUGGAAAGAAGGGGAUGAUGCAAUCUGUCUUGCUGAGCUCAAGCUGGGUUUCAUAGCCCAGAGCUGCCUGGCACCGGGCCUCUCGACAAUGCUAGCCAACCUCUUCUCUAUGAGGUCAUUCAUAAAGAUUGAGGAGGAUACGUGGCAGAAAUACUAUCUAGAAGGAGUCUCAAAUGAAAUGUAUACAGAAUAUCUAUCUAGUGCCUUUGUGGGUCUAUCUUUCCCUGCAGUUUGUGAACUGGUGUUUGCGAAGCUAAAGCUCUUAAUGAUAGCCAUAGAAUACAAGUCAGAAAAACGGGAAAGCAGUAUAUUAAUCAAUCCCGGAAACCACGUCAAGAUUCAAGAAGGUACUUUAGGAUUCUUCAUUGCAAGUGAUGCCAAAGAAGUGAAAAGGGCGUAUUUUUACUGCAAGGCCUGUCAUGAUGACAUCACAGAUCCCAAAAGGAUAAAAAAAUGUGGCUGCAAACGGCCCAAGAUGUCCAUCUACAAGAGAAUGAAACUGGCAUGUUGUUUUGAUUGCGGACGCUCUGAGCGUGACUGCUCUUGCAUGUCAGGCAGUGUACAUAGUAACAUGGACACCCUUGAGAGAGCCUUCCCACUUUCUUCUGUCUCUGUUAAUGAUUGCUCCACCAGUUUACGUGCCUUUGAAGAUGAACAUCCGUCGACACUGUCACCCAAAAAAAAGCAGCGAAAUGGAGGCAUGAGAAAUUCACCCAACUCCUCGCCCAAACUGAUGAGGCAUGACCCCUUGUUAAUUCCCGGCAAUGAGCAGAUUGACAACAUGGAUGCCAGUGUGAAAAAAUAUGACUCCACGGGGAUGUUUCAUUGGUGUCCAGGAAAGGACAUUGAAAAGGUCAUAUUGACCCGGAGUGAAGCUGCAAUGACAGUUUUAAGUGGUCAUGUGGUCGUUUGCAUAUUUGGGGAUGCUAAGUCUGCAUUGAUUGGAGUAAGAAAUCUAGUGAUGCCAUUACGAGCCAGCAACUUUCACUACCAUGAACUCAAGCACAUUGUGUUUGUGGGUUCACUUGAAUAUCUGAAAAGGGAAUGGGAGACACUACACAACUUCCCCAAGGUUUCAAUCUUGCCUGGUACGCCAUUAAGUCGGGCUGAUUUAAGGGCUGUCAACAUCAACCUCUGCGACAUGUGCGUUAUCCUGUCAGCCAAUCAGAAUAAUAUUGAUGAUGCUUCGCUGCAGGACAAGGAAUGCAUCUUGGCGUCACUCAACAUCAAAUCUAUGCAGUUUGAUGACAGCAUUGGGGUCUUGCAGGCUAAUUCCCAAGGGUUUACGCCACCAGGAAUGGAUAGGUCAUCUCCAGACAACAGUCCAGUCCAUGGUCUGUUACGUCAACCCUCAAUCACAACAGGAGCCAACAUACCUAUUAUAACAGAGCUAGUAAACGAUUCAAACGUUCAAUUUUUGGACCAAGAUGACGACGAUGACCCAGACACAGAAUUGUAUCUCACACAGCCAUUUGCAUGUGGAACCGCAUUCGCCGUCAGUGUAUUGGACUCCCUCAUGAGCGCUACAUACUUCAAUGACAAUAUCCUCACACUGAUACGGACGUUGGUAACAGGAGGAGCCACACCAGAGCUGGAAGCGCUGAUUGCUGAGGAGAAUGCACUGAGAGGAGGCUACAGCACGCCCCAGACACUUGCAAACAGGGACAGGUGUCGAGUUGCUCAGUUGGCUUUGUAUGAUGGGCCAUUUGCAGACCUAGGGGAUGGUGGUUGUUAUGGAGAUCUGUUUUGUAAAGCACUGAAAACAUACAAUAUGCUUUGUUUUGGAAUUUACCGAUUGAGGGAUGCACAUCUAAGCACACCUAGCCAAUGCACUAAACGCUAUGUUAUCACAAAUCCACCAUAUGAGUUUGAGCUUGUGCCCACAGACUUGAUCUUCUGUUUGAUGCAAUUUGACCACAAUGCUGGCCAGUCCCGGGCCAGUCUUUCUCAUUCCUCCCAUUCUUCCUACUCCUCCAGCAAAAAGAGCUCAUCGGUUCACUCUAUCCCAUCGACAGCAAACCGACAGAACCGCACUAAGACUCGGGACUCCCGGGAAAAACAGAAGUAUGUGCAAGAAGAUAGACUUUGAUAUGUGUACCCACCCUACUGUGUGUGAAACGUGCAUCUGCCACCCAUUCCUCCCAGUUGGUGUUUCCCUGUUUUCCUAUGGAGUUCUUCUCCCUCCUUUUUUGUACACACAUUUUACAUAUCUAUGACAGUGUGCAUGUAAUUAUCAUUUUUAUUUCAUCACUAUAAAACCCUUAAGCACAACAGCAACAAAGCAGACGGACCAAUGAUGCUAAGGGGGAAAAAACCUAAACCCAUAGGCAUGCCAAAAACAUAAAUAACUCACCGUAGCAACUACUCUACAUAUCAGAAGGUGUUUGGCAUGAACACUUGAUGUCAGAGUUACACAAAGAAAGUUAUUUAAUGCAGAAGUGUUGCUGUAUUGGGGUUUUUGUUAAAACAUACACAAGAAGUUAGUAACUUUAUUUGAAGCUUAGAAGGCUUACCCACUGAAAAAAACCAAACUACUGAUUGUUUCACUGUCAAAGCUGAAAUAGCAUAAGGCUUUCACUAUUUGUAUAGAUUAUUAAGCACCUGCUCUAUACCAAAGUAACAACAUCACAGACUUGUAUAAGGACAUUCUUUAAAAUACUGUCCUUUUAGAGAGAACAUCUCCUCCCUUUAACUAUGAAAUUUUCCAGGCAUAGAGUUUUACAACUCCAAGUUUUUAAAAAAAAUGUCUAAUAGCAUGUUAAAUUAUUAGUCUUUCUAUUUAUACUGCCACAUGAGUAGCUAUAUUUUCGUUCACUUUUGACAUUUGGGAUGAAAAGCCAUAUGUUUCUUGGAUGUAAGUCAUUAAAACUGCUUUCCCAGUACUUUUACAUCUUUGAAAAGGUAACUAAUUCACCUUAUGUACAGAGAAGAGAAAGUAUUUUUCCAUGUUUAAGUAUCAUCCCCUAAGUAUCAGUCUUCAGGGGCCUUUAACUUAGUCAAGUUUGGUAUAGACCCUUCAGUAAACGUCCUAAUUAAUGGAAAUCCUGGACCGUGUUCUGGUUUGUGAAGGGUGCAUGCCAGCAAUGCUUUUGGAGGAGUACAGGGGAGAAGGAGCUUCUCUGUGGGCCUUCAGCAUAAGAAGCUGUGAAGGGGUGCGUAAUGGAGGAUGUCCCACACAUUAACCUAUAUGUAUUCCCAAACCAAGUAGUGGCUACUCAUGGACUAGAGGGGGGCAGAAGGAAAGAUGCUGUGUGCUAGGCUGCUCCUAACCACAAUAUUGGAGGCAGGGGAGGAGUAUUGUAAUACUUGCAGUGCAGCCGCCUCACCUUCCCUGCACUUGACAGAAUUUAGAUUGCUUACCAGUUAGCUAAGCUAAAGUUGUGGCAGAAAAUUAAAUACACUAAAGAAAGGACACCUAAGAUAGAAAGCCACAAAAAUGUAUUUUUCAAACCUAUUUUAAAUGCUGUUGGGAAGAGCAAGCCAUGAAAUCAUACCCCCUACUUCAUUUGUGAUUGGCUGCCGAGCACAGAAGGUGUCUCUCUAGGAAACAUAUGCAAACCAGGCAGAGGAGGAGUAGCAUGGUAGCUGCCAAAAAGCAAGAGGUGUUUUUAUGGUUAGUGCUGUUUUCUCCCCUCUCCCCUCCCCAAGCAUGGUAAUUUUGGAGCUUUGCUUGCUGUGUGAAUUGACAAUGAAGUCAAGCACUUUUACUGACAAAACCUGGUAUGGUACAGCUGGGGCUACCCACAGUGCAUCGGUGCAGCGUUAAUAGUAAUGAUUGGAAUGAGAAAUUAUUUUGUGUGUGAGCGCGCGCGUGUGUGUGUAAUCAAAUGUAUCUGCAAGUCCUAUCAAGGGCAGGUGUUUCAAAUUAUGUUUGUCCCCAUCCCAAAAAUUCUUGCAUAUGAAGACAAAUUCAGGUAUUCUUGGAAAAUAGUUAUGACUGUUCUUAUGGCAAAACUUCAUAACUACAAGGCUGUGCCAGUUAAAGUGCUCAACAGGAAAUCUGACAGUUUAAAAGCAUUGUAAAACUUACAUAGCUUACUUCUCUUUCUAAAGUGCAACAAGGAUGAAUAGAAUGGGCCAAGGUAUGACAAUUAAUGGUUCUGCAUGACCUAGCAACUGCUGUGGGUUUCCUUCUAUAACGUUGUCCUUGUGAAAACUUGUGGAAUUAAAA